AUGCACCACCCACAGCAGCAACAACAAUCACAGCAGCAGCAACAGCAGCAACAACAACAACAACAACAACAACACCAGCAGCAACAGCACCAACAGCAACAACAAUUAUUGCUCCAACACCAAUUACAGCACAAGCAGCUCCAACAGCAGCAACAGCAGCAGCAUCACCAGCUUCAGCACCCAUACCAGCAACAGCAGCAGCGCCAGUUUGCAAACUUUGAGACCCCUAGCCCACCUACCCCUUCCCCUUCGCCAGGCAACCACCCCACGGUCCUUAUACCUCACCCAAAGCUUCACCAACUGGACAUGUCUCAAAACUCUCCCAACGGUGACCCGUCCUCGUCGCCAUCCCUGUCUGCCUCCUCUCCAACGAGCACCACCUCCAAGAAGAGGACGAGGGCCUCGGCCGAGCAGCUUGCAAUCCUUGAAGAUACCUUCCUGACCAACCAGUCGCCCAACUCCAAGGUCCGCGAGAUUCUGGCCAAGAAGGUGAAAAUGUCCGAGCGGUCUAUCCAGAUUUGGUUCCAGAACAGGCGAGCCAAGGUCAAGCAGGCUCAAAAGCGGACCGAGCUCGUCCAGCAGGAGGCCAUGAAGGCCCAAUACCUGAGCAAUUGCGCCGCUGCCGGCAUUCCUCCCCAGCCUCUCUAUAACUUCAACGCUUCCUCAGGCGCAGGCGUCAAGCCCUUCCCUAUGGGCGGCCACCUUCACCCAGCAGCCCUUGCCCGCGCUCCUUUAGCCCGUGCCAACAGCUACGAUGCGGCUCGCUCAAGCGCCGUCCAGGCAAGGAUGGCCCAGACUGGUUUGGGUAUCAAUGUUCCUGGCGCCGGAGGACCUGGUCUGUGGAAUGGACAGCCCCCUUUCGGCAUCCAACAACCUGGACAUCCAGGCUUUGCCUUCCGACCCAAUAUUCCUCAAGCCAUGGGUGCCGCUGCUCGCGGAGUAAAACGAUCCUUUGACGGAGCCAAUGGACCUCUCUCAGCAGGUGCUGUUCCCAAGCCACUGCACUUCCCUGGAGCAGUCGGAGCAGAUGGUCUCCCAGAAGGAAUGGCCUCGCCCGAUAUGAUGUUUGGCGCUGGCAUGGUCCCCACCGCCUCACAGAUCCCAACGAUGCCCACCUUCAACUGCGACAACCUGGCCAUCGGAACAUGGAGGAGAAUGUCGACCUCCAACACAGACUUGAGCUGCUUCUACUGCCCCUCCACCAGGAUCAUGACCUGGCAGAUCAUCGACCAUUCUGCCCGCUUCAAGAUGACCUUCCCUUUGAGCAGCAUUUCCCGCAUCGAGUACUACGAGGUUGACCCCAUGUACUCCCAGGUCGACUUUGAUCUGAUCGAGACCCCUCAGUUCUUCAUGGAAACCGUCUCGGAGGAUCAGCAGCGCGACUGGAAAAAGUGCAGUGAUUUCACAGAGGCUAAGCAGGCGACGCUUGUGAUGCGCCAUACCAUCCACGGCCUUUCGUCGGCACUGAAGAUGCAGGUCAUGAGUCUGACCAUCGCUUACCCUCCCCUCCAGGCCAUCACCCAGUACCGGGAAACACACUUCCCCGCCCAGUUCCACGCCUACACUGCCCCGAUCCCCCAGAUCGCUCAGUUUGUGGACCCCACCCAGUACGACCGACGAUUCGCCAACCCCUUGACGGCUGGUUCGUUCUUGAACAUGAGCAACGAUGGACUUGAUUCCGGUGGAGAGGGUUCGGACAUUGGCGAGGAUCUCUACGACAGCGUCAAUGGGUUCGGAACCCACUUCACGUCGACGACGAGCGCAUUGUUGGAUUUGGGCGCCGACGGCAUCCAGCACCCACGACUCAAGUCUAGGAGAACGGCCAGUAUGCCCACCCCAGCGAUCACCAACUUUUUGACCACUGGACUCAACUCGGUCCCAUACCACUCGUCACCCCUGUCCAUGUACUCGACCACCGGUAACGAGUCAGCGGCCAACCCUGGAGGACUCUUGGGCGCCUCAGCCGCGACUGCAGCAGCUGUUGCUGCUGCCGCCACAUCGGCUGCCUCGGAUGCCGCUAGCGCCAGCUCAGAGUCCGGUUCGGCUCCUGCCACGACCGCAGAGGGUACAUCAGCGGCUUCGGCCACUACAUCAGCACCCGCGACUGCAGCUGAGGUCCUUGGAGCCAGUAUGGCUGCGCUGACGACCGGCGUGGUGACUCCUUCGACGUUGACGUCGGCACCCAUCAGCACCACAUUGGCUCCCUCGAUGAUUGCGACGGCGAGCAUUAUGCCCAAGGUGACGAUCACGACGCUGAGCGAUUCCACCGAGAAUGGCGGAUCAGGAACCGAGUCGACGACGGUUGUGCACAGUGAGGAUGAGCAGGAGAAGGGCAGCAAGGAGACAGCAACGACCUUGCAGAACGAUUUCGGAACCGAGGCCAAGGAGAACGAGAACCCCAUGGGCUUGACGUCGCAGUUCAACGAGUUUUUGGCACAGGCCGUUGUGUCAACCACUGCUCAGAUGAACGCGUCGUUUGUGCCAGCGGGAUUCGGAGCUGGGAUGAUGUACGGUGGAGCCGGCCAGAUGCACGCUGGCCAGGGUUUCCAACUGACGUUGUCUGAGGAUGGAUCGGAUGCUGGAUACGAGUUCAAUUCCGGAUACUAUGGCAUGAUGCCCGAGCAGGCCUCGUUCGUCUCCAUGAGUGAUCUGGAAGGCCAGCAGACUGAUGGUGAGGACAGCACCUUUGGUGGCUACUAA
Molecule: messenger RNA, 2700 nt
Organism: Linnemannia hyalina
Lineage: Eukaryota; Fungi; Mortierellomycota; Mortierellomycetes; Mortierellales; Mortierellaceae
Source: the annotation of a GenBank genome assembly